AUGAAACUGAAACCGAUCAGCCUGCAUGAGGAGCUCUCCUUCACUGACCUGGAGCAGGUGGUGGCUGCCCUCAGAAUGACAGACAUCCUGAGAGACGACUUCCGGCAGGCCCCCAGCGACGUGGUCGUGGCGGCCGGCGAGCCCGCCGUCCUCGAAUGCGUCCCUCCGCGCGGCCACCCAGAGCCCACCGUUUCCUGGAAGCGCAACAACGUCCGCGUCAGCACCAAGGACGAGCGCAUCUCGAUGCGAGGGGGCAAACUGAUGAUCUCGCAUACCAGGAAAAGUGAUGCUGGCAUGUAUGUUUGUGUGGGCACCAAUAUGGUUGGAGAGAGAGACAGCGAUCCUGCAGAACUGGUGGUGUAUGAGCGUCCUGUGCUGAUGCGGAGGCCUGUAAACCAGGUCGUGAUGGAGGAAGAGAACGUCGACUUCCUGUGUGACGUCCAUGGAGACCCCGCCCCCACGGUACGAUGGCGCCGCGAUGAAGGGGAGCUACCACGGGGGAGGUUUGAAAUCCGCAACGACAACAGUCUCCAUCUCUCCAGAGUGAGGCAAGAGGACGAGGGGACGUACACGUGCACAUCUGAAAACAGCGUGGGGAAGACAGAGGCUUCAGCUAUGUUACAAGUCCAUGUACCACCCCAGGUAGCCAUUAAGCCCCGGGACCAGAUUGCUACCCAGGGUCGGAGCGUGGCCUUCCAUUGUGGGACCACAGGAAACCCUCCGCCUGCCAUCUUCUGGCAGAAAGAGGGCAGCCAGAUGUUGCUUUUCCCCGGCCAGCCGCCCUCUCAGUCCGGCCGUUACUCCGUGUCCAUGAAAGGAGAGCUGACCAUCAGUGACGUCCAUCCUGACGACUCCGGUUUCUACAUCUGUCAGGCCAUCAGCGUCGCAGGAAGUGUUCUGACCAAGGCCCUGCUGGAGGUGGAGGGCGGUCCUUCGGAUCAUGUCCCGCCGAUCAUUCGCCAAGGCCCAGUCAAUCAGACUGUAUCUCUGGGGUCGGUGGCGCAACUGCAGUGCCACGUGAUUGGUGGAACCUCUGUCAGGAUUUCGUGGGAGAAGGAUGGAGAGAGGAUUCGAAAAGAUAAAAGUCGAAUGACCUUGAUGGAGAACGGCACAUUGCAAAUCAGCAACAUAAAGGAAACAGACUCUGGGAUGUACACAUGCGUGGUGUCUAGUGCUGCAGGGGAGUCGAGCUGGAGCGGGAUGUUGACUGUCAGAGAGGAUGGAGGUCCGUCGCUCUCUAGGGUGUCGGAGUCCAUCCAGCUGCCGGGCCCACCCCAGAAGCCGGUGGUCACGGAGGUGACGAAGAACACUGUCACCCUCACCUGGCAGUCAAACCCCCAUGAGGGCGGGGCAGCUGUUACCUCCUACAUCAUCGAAGCUUUCAGCCAAUCAGUGGGCAGUGCCUGGCAGACUGUGGCCAACCAUGUGAAGCAGGAGCGGCACACAGUUGUUGGGCUUUUCCCCAACACAGUUUAUCUGUUCAUUGUCAGGGCAGUAAACUCUUACGGCCUCAGUGAUCCCAGCCCGAUCUCCGAGCCCAUCAGAACACAGGACGGGAGUCCGACGGAGCAGGGUGUGGACCACAGACAGGUGCAGCGGGAACUGGGGGAAGUUUCUGUUUACCUGCAGAACCCUGUGGUUCUGUCUCCUUCCAGCGCCAAGGUCUCCUGGACUGUGGCCCAUCAGUCUCGGUACAUUCAGGGCUACCGUCUGUUUUACCGGACCAUCGGCAGCUCCUGGUUGUUCCAGGAUGUGGAGGCCACGCCGGAACAGAGCGCCAUCUUAACGGACCUGCACAGCGAUACUGACUACGAGGUCAAGAUUCGCCCUUACUUCAACGAGUUGCAGGGUGUCGACAGUCUCAUGGUCCUGCUGCGCACCCCUGAGGAGGUCUUAAGCGCCCCUCCACAGGCUGUGUCGGUGGUAAAGCUCAGCAACACCUCCAGCAUCAGUGUGUCAUGGGAACCUCCACCGCAUAACAUUCAAAGUGGCAUCAUUCAAGAGUACAAGGUCUGGUGUCUGAGCAACGACCCGGAGCAGGAGAGUCAAAUCAACCGGACGGUGGACGGCUCGGUGCUGUCCAUCCUGCUGUCAGGCCUGCUGCCGGACGUCCACUACAGCGUGGUGGUGGCCGCCGUCACCAGCCUCGGCGUGGGCGCCCACAGCCCACCCGUCAACCUGUUCCUCUCCCUGCCGACGGACAAGUCUUCAGUACAGAAAAACAAGAGCCUCAGUCUGUCGGAGCAGAUCACGGGCGUGGUCCGGCAGCCAGCCUUCAUGGCUGGACUUGGCUUGGCCUCAUGGUUUGUCCUGAUGGGCUUCAGCGGUUGGCUGUACUGUCGCCAUCGCAGGAGGAAACAACUGGGACAUUACACCACCUCGUUUGCAUACACACCUGCAGUCGGCUUCGCUCAUGGUGAAGGAUCCGGAAUCAUCAACGGGGGGCCUGGCAUGUUGGGCUCAAACAUGGGCAACUACCCUUGGCUAGCUGACUCCUGGCCGGCGCCGAACCUCGCCCUGAGCAGCAAGGACUCUGUCAACUGUUGCUCUGGCAAGUUGGACUCCGCAGACAGAUACUACAAUGCGGUCGGUGUCCACAACUACCCGAACCAGUCUGAGAAGUACAGCACGGCGUCCAACGAUAGUCCCAUAUACAGCACCAUCAACACGACGGCAGAGGAGGACCUGCUGACCUACUAUGACACCUACUCUGGCGCGCCCUACUCCCAGGGGCCUGACCCAUAUGCCAGCACCCCGGUAUUGUCGAACAACACCAUCGUGGGUCUGGAGCAGAACCCAGACCAGUGGACCAUCCAGUCUGGGUCUGAAUACGCCAAGCUCCACUACACCAAGACGACAAAUGCCAAACUUGCAAAACAGCGGUCUGUUGGCCCGCCGUCUAAGCCUGUCCCUCUCAACUGGGUUGACGUGCUGUCCCUGCCCCUUCCUGCCAGCAAAGACAGUGAUGAUAAAAAGAGAGACCAGGAUGCAGAGCAAACAAGCUCUGAGGAUGAGGAGGAUGACGACUGGUGUCCUCCACUGCCGGCCAGGACGUACUUGACAGAUGGCUCCAAGGAGGAACUCUCUGGCCGGCACUCCACCAAAGGAGAGGAGCUGACCUUUGACCCGCAGUCCCCAACCAAGCUACCCCCCUCCCCUCCACAGGUCGCCCACAAGCCCGGCGACAGCCCGCGGCUGCAGCACUUUGACCUUCUCGCCCGCCACAGGUCAGCCUCGCAGGUCACCCAGUCCAACCCAGAUCUGUUCACCGGCAUGGAAGCGCGAGACAUCAGUGAGAUGUACCACGUCAGCCAGUGGGCGGACAGUUUCAAGGGGGAGUCCCCCCCGUCAGGACAAUCUCCUGGUCUGGCAGCCGUGUCUAGCCCUGUGGCCCAGGUACAGAGAUCCAGGACCAAGAAGAAAACCCCAAAGGAAGGCCAAGUCAGGCGAGAACUACACAACCAAGCGGAUCUCCCGCCUCCCCCGGCCCCGCCCCCUGCAAACGACGCUGUGCAGCUAUUGGUGGAAGUGCUGGGAUGCAACCGAACAGCAGGGGAGAGACCGGAGGGGAGCCAGUCCCCCACCGUUCAGAAGAGGGGGGAGUAUCCCUCCCCCCAUAAGAGAGGAGCCUCAAAGUGGUUACCGCAGGAUGAGAAUGUAAUCCCAUACGGCCAGUCUGGCUUUCUGCCCAAGGUCCAGGUGUCAGGCUUUGGUUCCCUGGGAGGACGGGGCUUCCCGCGGCCUUCUCCGUCGGGCGGCGGGCGGGGAGAC
Lampris incognitus (smalleye Pacific opah) is the source of this 3771-nucleotide messenger RNA. Its product is annotated as roundabout homolog 2-like. The record is from RefSeq and is a predicted model, not a curated record. The transcript has 25 exons. NCBI's taxonomy places the organism in Eukaryota, Metazoa, Chordata, Actinopteri, Lampriformes, Lampridae. The annotation marks the transcript as partial. Gene Ontology annotation, molecular function: protein binding.